AACCGCCGACUGGGCAAUGUCCGCGGCGUAUGCGUGCCGCGGUCGCCGCCCGGGCGCCGGGCCCGCCUGUCCGCCCCCGGGACCAGCCGCCUGUCUUCCGCGGCCCGCGAGGAGCUUCGGCGCCGCCUGCUGGGCCUCAUCGAGGGCCACCGAGUGGUCAUCUUCAGCAAGAGCUACUGUCCGCACAGUGCGCGGGUUAAGGAACUCUUUUCUUCCCUGGGAGUUGACUGUAAUAUCUUGGAACUUGAUCAAGUUAAUGAUGGGGCCAGUGUUCAAGAGGUGCUGUUGGAGAUCACUAAUCAGAGGACCGUGCCCAAUAUCUCUGUGAAUAAAGUGCACGUGGGCGGAUGUGACCGAGCUUUCCAGGCACAUCAGAGUGGUUUAUUACAGAAGCUCCUUCAGGAAGAUCCAGCAUAUGAUUACGACCUCAUUGUCAUUGGUGGUGGCUCUGGCGGCCUUUCGUGUGCUCAGGAAGCUGCUGCUUUGCGGGGGAGAGUCAUGGUGCUGGACCUCGUGGUCCCAUCGCCCCAGGGCACAUCGUGGGGUCUUGGUGGCACUUGUGUGAAUGUCGGCUGCAUCGCAAAGAAGUUGAUGCACGAAGCCGCCCUUUUGGGCCAGGCGCUCACUGACUCAGGGAAGUUUGGCUGGGAGUACAAUCAGCAAGUGAGGCACAGCUGGGAGACCAUGACCCGAGCCAUUCGGAAGCGCAUCGGCUCUCUGAACUGGAGCUACCAGAGGGCUCCGAGGGAGAGGGCCGUGGCCUACGUCAGCUCCUACGGGGAAUUUGUUGAACACCAUAAAAUCAAGGCAACCAAUGGAAAAGGACAGGAAACGUAUUAUACUGCAGCAAAAUUUGUCAUAGCAACAGGGGAAAGGCUGCGCUAUCUGGGAAUCCAAGGAGAUAAAGAAUACUGUAUUACUAGCGAUGACCUCUUCUCUCUGCCCUACUGCCCGGGCGCGACCCUGGUGGUGGGCGCAUCCUCCGUGGCGCUGGAGUGCGCAGGCUUCCUGGCCGGCCUGGGCCUGGAGGUCACGGUCAUGGUGCGCUCGCAGCUCCUGCGGGGCUUCGACCAGGAGAUGGCCGAGAAGGUGGCUUCCUCCAUGCAGCAGCUCGGCGUCCGAUUCCUGCGCAAGUUUGUGCCCGUGGAGCAGUUGGAGAAGGGGUCACCUGGGAAGCUGAAGGUAGUGGCUAAAUCUACGGAAGGAACAGAGAUGAUUGAGGGCCUUUACAACACGGUUUUGUUAGCAAUUGGUCGUGACUCCUGUACGAAGAAAAUCGGGCUGGAGAAGAUUGGUGUCACAGUCAAUGAGAAGACUGGCAAAAUCCCAGUGAACGACGUGGAGCAGAGCAGUGUGCCCUAUGUCUACGCCGUCGGAGACGUCGUGGGGGGUAAGCCUGAGCUCACGCCCGUCACCGUGCAGGCGGGCAGGCUGCUGGCUCGAAGGCUUUUUGGGGGCCGUUUAGAAAAGUGUGACUAUAUCAAUGCCCCCACCGUGGUGCUCACGCCCCUGGAGUACGGCGGGUACGCGGAGAAAGCUGUGGAAGUGUACCGGAAGGAGAACCUGGAAGUCUACCACACUUUGUUCUGGCCUCUCGAGUGGACAGUGGCCUGCAGAGACAGCAACACCUGUUACGCAAAGAUUAUCUGCAGUAAAUUCGACAAUGGUCGGGUAAUAGGAUCUCUCGUCCUUGGACCGAAGGCCGGUGAGGUCACCCAAGGAUUUGCAGCCGCCAUGAAAUGUGGGCUCACAAAGCAGCUGCUGGACGACACCAUUGGGAUCCACCCCACGUGUGCACAGGUGUUCACCACCUUGGAGAUCACGAAGUCAUCGGGGCUGGACAUCACGCAGCAGGGCCGCUGA
Molecule: messenger RNA, 1863 nt
Organism: Lipotes vexillifer (Yangtze River dolphin)
Lineage: Eukaryota; Metazoa; Chordata; Mammalia; Artiodactyla; Lipotidae
Gene: TXNRD3
Product: thioredoxin reductase 3
Exons: 16
Biological process (GO): cellular response to oxidative stress; cell redox homeostasis; glutathione metabolic process
Cellular component (GO): mitochondrion; cytosol
Molecular function (GO): thioredoxin-disulfide reductase (NADPH) activity; glutathione-disulfide reductase (NADPH) activity; flavin adenine dinucleotide binding
Source: RefSeq, a predicted model, not a curated record